Molecule: messenger RNA, 882 nt
Organism: Nothobranchius furzeri (turquoise killifish)
Lineage: Eukaryota; Metazoa; Chordata; Actinopteri; Cyprinodontiformes; Nothobranchiidae
Gene: mrpl11
Product: mitochondrial ribosomal protein L11
Biological process (GO): translation
Cellular component (GO): ribosome; mitochondrial large ribosomal subunit
Molecular function (GO): large ribosomal subunit rRNA binding; structural constituent of ribosome
Source: RefSeq, a predicted model, not a curated record
UCCUGCAGUUGCUCCUCCAAACCAGCAGGAGACACCACUGUGAGCUACAGCAGCAACCAGCCCGCUGUGUUCGUUCAAAGAUGUCUGCGCCCUGAAGGAUGCUGCAGACGGCGUGAAGGUUUCAGGACAAGCGACAGUGGAUGCGGUAAACUUGCAGGCAGAUUUAAAGGGUUUUCCAGACAGACCAAGAUGUCAAAGAUCUCCAAAGCAGCAACGGCGGUGAAGAAACUGGAUACAAGCGGUGUGAUCCGGGCUAUAUUGAGGUCAGGACAAGCAGCCCCUGGACCGCCACUGGGCCCCGUCCUGGGACAGAAAGGAAUCCCCAUUGGGCAGUUCUGCAAGGACUUCAACGAGAAAACCAAAGAGCUGAAGGAGGGCAUCCCUCUCCCCAUCAAGAUCCAUGUGAAGCCUGACAGAACGUAUGAUCUGAAGAUCGGACAGCCCACCGUGUCUUACUUCCUCAAACAAGCAGCGGGCAUCGAAAAGGGGGCUGGAAAGACAGGCCACGAAGUAGCUGGGAUGGUGUCGGUGAGAGCCGUGUAUGAGAUCGCUCGGGUGAAAUCUCAAGACGAAUGCUUCAAGAUAAGGAACAUGUCAAUGGAGAACGUCGUCAAAUGCAUCAUCGGCUCGGCCCAGUCGCUGGGCAUCAGAGUCGUCAACGAUUUAUCAUCUGAAGAGUACAAAGUCUUCCUGGAGCAGCGAGAGGAGCAGCUGAAGGCAGACGCUGCAGCAGCUGAAGCUGCCGCUGAUGGCAAAGCUCCAUCGGGAAAAAAGAGAUGAAAACCUGCAGCUCUGAUUUUGCUUCUUUUUAUUUUGACUCCACCGUUAUGCAAAACCUCUGUAAACGCUGUGUUUGUUAAUAAACAGUCACCUGUUGUGUGA